Cladophialophora yegresii CBS 114405 is the source of this 1665-nucleotide messenger RNA. RefSeq lists its product as uncharacterized. Lineage: Eukaryota; Fungi; Ascomycota; Eurotiomycetes; Chaetothyriales; Herpotrichiellaceae. The transcript has a single exon. The record is from RefSeq and is a predicted model, not a curated record. Bases 1 to 1665 code for a protein of 554 amino acids.
AUGGCCUCAACUGAUCCCAAAGAACUCGCCCCCAAACAGUUGACUGCUGAAGAAUACCGCUUCCUCUCGAAGAGACCGUACUACAACAACGUUCUCAUCGACUCCCGCGAGCUGGCCUUGCGGGUCAGCCUUGAUGAACCACGGCGCUGGACACCUGCAAAGAAACCCUGUGCCAGUCUCGGUAUGCUCGGUAUGCUCCCGUUGGAGAUACAACUCCACCUCUUCUCUAUAACACCCGUCAGCACGCUAUUCGACCUGCGAGCCACAAAUUCUCACGCAAGGCAGCUCAUUGAGCAAUGGCCGCCAUUCCGGACCGCCAUGACAGAAGGCUCCGACGCGGUUCGUGCCCUCGUUGCCACCGGUGCUGGCAAUUUAUGGACAACUCAACAAGUUGUCCAUGUUCUCUUCACCACCAAAUGCGAGUUCUGCGGUGAGCACGGGGAGAUUCUACAGCUCCUGAAGCUCAAACGCUGCUGUUUCCGGUGCCUCUCACAGGAACGCGAGCUCCUCGCGAUCUCUGAGCGGUACACCUGCGAAGUCAUGAAGCUCGAGCCCAGCGAAUUGGCGCAGCUCCCUCUUCUACGCAGCGUGCCUCAGAAACGCUUCUGGGGCUUUCCGGCACGAGAGCGGCGGUGGCUUUUUGACUUUAACUCUGCGCUCAAAGUCGUGCGACAACGACCAAGAGAGCAAGGCCACCGCCCUCCAGCACCACCGAGGAUCGGCCCGAUGAUGCUGCAACAGACCGGAAAGCGACUCAACCUCAAGGAAUGCAGUGUUCAACGUCGGCCCAAGCAGACGAUACAACUACGCCGUGGUCAACGGCCUCUGCGCCUGAUGUCCGAGGAAGUCUCCCCGUUGGAAACCGUGUACGCGCAGCACGCCUGCGCGAUCCGUAUCCCAGGCAAGAAGCGCCAGACCACCCGUCUCCCGAAAGGUGGCCUCCAGGUAGAGAUCUCGACCGUAGAAGCGGUCCAUUGUGCCGGCUGCGCUUUCUACUGGAACUACCACUCACCACUGCCAUGGCAAUUCCACCGCCUCUAUCCGCAUCAGCCCGGCAAGACGGACACGCCCUUCACACAUCAUCUGGAAUACUGUGUCUACGCCAAGUUGCAGUGGUCGUGGUUGCAUAACCCGUGGACCCUGUCGCAUCCCGUAGACAUCAUCAUCUACGGCGACCACAACAUGAUGCAGUCGAGGACCGACGGGCCGCUCGGUCCGGAAGACAACGCCCAUUUCGAGGAGAUUGACAGCUACAUGCAGAAAUUUAUAGACGCCGCGGAAGUUGUUUGCGCAGAGGAUUUCGCGCCUCCUGAUCACUGGCCUCGACUUGAGAGCCGCAAGGAUGACGAGUCAUCCAGCGACACAGCAAAGUCGUACAACGACAGAGUACUCCUCGCACGCCAGAAAGAGCAGGCCGACAAAGAACUCCUCCAGCGCAUCAGAGCUCGUGAGCCGUCGAGCUCCAUCGAGCAGCUAGACAGCUACUACGACUGCCUGGUCAGCCAAGAGGCGAUCAGCCAAGCGAACUGGGCUUGCGCGAACAUGGCAAGCGGCAAGGCGUGUUUGUUUGGCGGUCCCGUCGUGGUCAUGAUGGACAAACAUGAGAGCCUGCUGAGAAAGGGGUGUUGGAUGCCUGCGCUGGGCCUCGGCCAGAUGUAUAUGUGA